CUGGUAACCCAAGGGCCAAGACCUCCGAUAUAUAUUCAGAAAACCCUAGCCACCCGGCUUCUCUCCCUCGGUUAGGGUUUUCCUUGUCGCUCCUCGCUCCGAACCUCCCUCGAGAGCCCUCCACCGCACUCGCCGCCGCCGCGCCGCCGCCGCCAUGGGUCGCAUGCACAGUCGCGGAAAGGGUAUCUCCUCAUCGGCGUUGCCGUACAAGAGGACUCCUCCGAGCUGGCUCAAGAUCUCCUCGCAGGACGUGGAGGAGAACAUUUGCAAGUUUGCAAAGAAGGGACUGACGCCGUCGCAGAUUGGUGUUAUUCUUCGUGAUUCUCACGGUAUCGCCCAGGUGAAAAGUGUCACCGGGAGCAAGAUUCUCAGGAUUCUCAAGGCUCAUGGUAUUAUCUUUUUGUUUUGUUUGGGUUUCUGUAUUGUUGUUUUGUUUAAAGUUCUGAAUUUUAUUUGUAUGGGGUUGGCAGGCCUUGCACCAGAGAUUCCAGAGGAUUUGUACCAUUUGAUUAAGAAGGCGGUGGCGAUCAGGAAGCACCUGGAGAGGAACAGGAAGGACAAGGAUUCCAAGUUCAGGUUGAUUCUUGUGGAGAGCAGGAUCCACCGCCUGGCUCGUUACUACAAGAGGACCAAGAAGCUCCCUCCCGUCUGGAAAUAUGAAUCUACCACCGCCAGCACUCUUGUGGCUUAGGGUUUAAUUUCUGCAGCAGCCUUAUGGAUGCCUAUGCUUGUUAGAGGGAAAAAAAAUUGUCUUUGUUUUUGCCAAAAUAUGACAACUAUGCUCUAAAUUAUCUGACAUUCAGUUGUCAUUUUUGUUUUUAAUUGUGUUCUUUUUGGAUAAGUAAUGGUUGGAUAUUUAAUUAUUUUGGAGCGUCUUAUGCUUGC
Molecule: messenger RNA, 885 nt
Organism: Elaeis guineensis (African oil palm)
Lineage: Eukaryota; Viridiplantae; Streptophyta; Magnoliopsida; Arecales; Arecaceae
Source: RefSeq, a predicted model, not a curated record